This is a messenger RNA of Zygotorulaspora mrakii, 2790 nucleotides long. RefSeq lists its product as uncharacterized. NCBI's taxonomy places the organism in Eukaryota, Fungi, Ascomycota, Saccharomycetes, Saccharomycetales, Saccharomycetaceae. The transcript has a single exon. Bases 1 to 2790 code for a protein of 929 amino acids. The record is from RefSeq and is a predicted model, not a curated record.
AUGUUAUUCAAUAUAGUAACAAUAAUAUACAUCUUUGCACUGGCUUGCCAUGUCGAUGGGUUAUCUACUGUCACCCGAAGGGAAACCAGCAUUCGGACGUCGUAUGUAUGUCCCUGUUCUGCUUCUUCCGUGCCGGGUACUGUUUCCAGCUCUACACUUUCUUUCAUUUCAAGUACCAGUUCUAGUUUAGCCUCUGCGAGCCUGAGUACUACGACAUCGACUAUUUGUCCAAGUUGCAGUAUUACAACUCCCAGCACGACAACUAGAAUUACAAGCACAGUGACCUCUACCAUCUGUCCAAGUUGUGGUUUUUCAAGCUCAGGUACCAGUACCAGAUCUGCCAGUACAACUUCCUCUAGAACUAGUCCAAGCCGCAGUUCAAGUGCGACUGCCUCUACCAGGACAACUUCCUCUACUGUUUGCCCAAGUUGUAGUGCUUCAGGCACAAGUGCAACGUCUUUUACUAGCAGUCUAAGCAGCAGUUCGCGAGCAACUACCUCUACCACGACGACUUCCUCUACCAGAACGACUUUCUCUAGAACCAGUUCAAGCAGCAGUUCAAGCAGCAGUUCAAGCAGCAGUUCAAGCAGCAGUUCAAGCAGCAGUUCAAGUACCACAACUACGUCUGUCAGCACAAUUACCUCUACUGUUUGCCCAAGUUGUAUUUCUUCAAGAACAAGUACGCAGUCUUUUACAACUAUUUCAAGUGGCAGCGUUUUAACCUCUAGUACAGCGACUGGAUCGACCAGUACAGCUUCAUAUACAAGUAGUUCAAGCACCAGUUUUUCAGGUUCAAGCACCACGAUCAGAUCUACCACAACGGCUUCCUCGACAUCCAUCUCAAGUGACAGUUCACAGUCGAGUUACUUUUCUUCCACGACCGAUUUAAGCAGCAGUUCUGCAACCUCAAGUCCCACAACUGGAUCUACUAGCACAACCUCUUCUACUGCUCAUUCAAUUAGUACACAAGGGAGCUCAAGUACGGCAACUACAUCAAUCAGCACAUUUACCUCUACGGUAUGCCCCAGUUGUAGUUUGCCAAGGACAAGUACGCAGUCUUUUACAACUAUUCCAAGUGACAGCGUUUUAAGCUCAAAUACAGUAAUUAGAUCUACCGGUAGAACUUUGUCCGGCAGGAGUUCAAGUAUAAGCGCAACAGGAGAAUCUACCACUACGUUAUCCUUCACCAGUAGUUCACGUCAGACCACGACUUUGUUGAAUAGCUCAUCUAACGGUGAAUGCAGUAAUCAAAUCAUCGAGAGGAUACAGAAUACUCAAUGGGUAACGGCCACAGCAUACGAAACAAACUUCUCAACCAUUUACGAUACCAUUUCAAAUACUGUAACUCAAACUGAAACGGCAACUGUUAAUGAGACAAGUACUUUAACUCAAAUUCAAACCGCUCUGUCCGAUGGUACUACAUGCAUUAGCGUAGUGACAGAAAAAACGACCGUUGUUGCUACUGCUACUGCUACUGCUACUGCUACUGUCACUGUAACUGUAACUGCCACUGCUACAGGUGCAGCGAGAAGUGAUGCUGGAACCACACUUAUUGGGCCAGAAUCAAAUAUCACUGAAACAGUAACGCAGAUGGUACCAACUAUAGUCACCUUAACUGAAACGGAAACUGUAAAUGAAGUAAGUACUUUGACUCAAAUUGAAACCGCAACUUCAUCCAAUUGCACUUUAAGAAUAAGCGCAGUGACAGAAACAUCAACUGUCGUCACAACCUUUACAGAUACGGUAAGAAAUGCGGUCGCAACAACAAGUUUUGAAGGACAAUCGACUAUCACUGAAAAAGUGACACAGACAGUACCAACCACAAUAGUUCAAAAUGGAUCAGCCACCAUUUUUGGCACUACGAUUAUAACACCAACCACAGUCAUUGUAAGUGCGCCUAAAAAGCGUUCGGUGCUUACAGUUUACUUGAACAUGACAACGACAGCAUUGAAUCAGGGGACUGGUCCCAUAACAGAGACUAUCACGGUCACAAACGAUCACAUAGUAACAAUUCCCUACACUGUGAAUCAUGUGGGCUCUCCAAAUACCGUUCAAAUGGUCAGUACAGUAACAACGACGUACACAGAAACAGCAGAUGGUUCUUGCGCAGCCACUAAAACAGUAACAGAAACUUCUGCAGUCUCCGGAGAAACCCCAGAUAUAGCAAGUUCCACCAGUACUGUUAAUGCUGUAGUCACUGCAAACCUCAGCAUUUUGACCACAAGAUUAACGCAGCCCGUAGCACAGCCCGAUAUGGCACCAUUGACUACAACGGCGAUAUUUCUCACUACUCAAACGUCACACGAUGCAACAAGUUUAAACAGUCCUGUCAAUCUCAUGGGACCGUCGACACUUUCACACAAUACCGCUUCCGAGGUUCUCAUCUCUAAUAUAACCGUUGGAACAACAAAUACAGCUCUCACGACACCUACUGGACAGCUAUCAACCAGCUCUUUCACUUCAAGACUUCCAACAGACGAAACCAAGUCAGAUCAUAUUUAUCCCGCUUCGCAUGGUAACGCUAAUUCUACCACGCCCUUGCAACCCCCAGUAGUCACAGUCACCUCUACAACCAGUUAUGGCAGCGGGGCAUUCUACCCUACGACAUCAGGCGUCCAAGGCUCAUCAACAAUUGCGCCAACGCGCAAUUCAGCUCAAUCACUGCCCCCAUCCUACAGUAUAACGGACAUCCAAAUAACCUCAAAUCCUUCGAUACUGCCACAGAAUUCUGCUAUAAAGCCUAAAUCUCGCCAAUUGUAUUUCAUUCUUCCGCUCCUAUUCCUGCUAUGA